Molecule: messenger RNA, 3153 nt
Organism: Cylindrotheca closterium
Lineage: Eukaryota; Bacillariophyta; Bacillariophyceae; Bacillariales; Bacillariaceae
Source: the annotation of a GenBank genome assembly
AUGAGUUUUCUGUACAGUAGGGCAGGACAAGCGGAUCCAACCAGCAAACAAGAAGCUCAAACUGAUUACGAUGAUGAAAUUUCGAAUGGGAGCCCUAGUCCUGAACAAUCUGGUUCCUCUGUGUCUUCUGCUUCCACUUCGGCUUCUGAAGAGAAAAGAAGAACAGACGAAAGGCAACGCCGAAAAGAAAUCAUGGCCAUCUAUCGAAAUGCUGAUUGGAACGCUGAAGAGAAAUAUCGAAAGGUUCAACAACUAAUGAAGGAGGACGAAAAGGAAGUUGUUCAACAAAAGGGAGACAGAAUUCGACGCAAGACUAUUGGAUCCAUUUAUGCUGACAAAUCCUUGACGCCACAGGAAAAGUUGGGCGAAAUCAAUGAGUUGAACGAGGCAUAUGAGAAUCACUUCAGUGACCCGGCUGAUAAACCAAAAGAAAAAGAUGUUCAGAAACAGGACUCAGGGUCACAACUGCAAGAAGCCGUCCCAAUGGCGGACGCGCCGCCAGGCGAAUUCGACGCUGAAACGACCAAGAGAUUUGCAGAGCAGGAUAGACAACGGCGAAAGCUCAUUCAAUCAGUGUAUGGCAAUUCCCAGUUGACUCCCCAAGAACGAUUGGACAAGAUUUACAAAGUCGAUGAAGCGUAUAAGAAAGAAAGGGCAAUGCUUGAACAAGAGCAACAACUCAAGCAACUCAAGAAGUUUCAAGACCCCGAGGUUGAAAAGGAGCAAGAGAGGCAGCGACGCAAGUCCAUCCAGUCCGUCUUUGAUACCUCUGGUCUCACGCCACAACAAAAGUUGGCUCAGAUUGCAGAAAUCAAUGACCAGCACCAAAAAGAGCUAGAGAAGAAAAAACAGGAGAAGGAAUCGGAGGAAGGAAUGGAAGUUGUGGAUCUUGGCACUCCUGGAGCGAAGUCAGUGACAGUUCGAGAGGUCGAAGACGAUGGAAGCCCAUCAACGUCCAAGCGAAAGCUCAUUCAAGAGGUCUACAAGGACAGGACCCUCACUGCUGCCCAGCGGCACCAAAAGAUCCGGGAUAUCAUGGAAAGACAAGAAGAAACUCAACAGUCCUCGGCAUCCAGAUCUCCAAGGUCCUCAACUCGUUCUUCAAGAAGCGGUCAAUCACCCACACUGCCACCAGGUGCGCCAAUGCCCUCUGUUCAGUCAGGGGACGUUCCCAUCAACACUUUGGGUAAAGAAGCGGCAGACGCAAGAUCCCGGUCUCGGUCUCCGUCUGGAAGUCGUAGUGGCAGCCGCUCUCGUUCCUAUUCAGGCUCAAGAUCUCGCUCUGGAAGUUACAGUGGCAGCCGCUCUCGAUCUUAUUCCAGAAGUGGGAGUCGCUCGUAUUCAAGAAGUCCUUCUGGCUCUCGAUCCUAUUCUGGCUCGGGGAGUCGGAGUCGAUCUGGAAGCCGUUCCCGAUCCGGAAGUUUCAGCGGCAGCCGAUCCCGAUCUGGAAGCUACAGCGACAGCAGAAGCAGAAGUGGCAGUUAUUCAAGAAGCGGCAGUCGAAGCUACUCGGACAGUCGCAGCAGAAGUGGGAGUGGCACCCCCAUACAACAGCAACCCUUGGAUGAAAGUUACAACUCUCAAGGAAGUGGUGGGAGUCUGAACCAGCUCAGUAAGGAAGGCAGUGACGAUGGUUCUGGAUCUGAUGCAGGUGAUCCAAGACGCCGCCGAAUCUGCCUUGCCUGUAUUUGCAUCCUUUUGAUUAUCGCCAUUGUCGUGCCGGUAGUCCUUCUGACCGGGGGAGGCGAUGAUACCCCUGGUCUCCAAGGCGUUGCUCCUGUCGUACCGCCCUCCGAAGCACCAACUGCAAUUGGCGCUCCGCCAUCGGCUCAGGCUACUCCUUCGCCAACAGCAUUUCCGCUUCUUUACGACCCACCGGACGAUGCCCAGUGCUUCGCUAUCAGUGAAGGAAAUCCCAUUUCAGGAGAAGAUAAUUUGGAACCUGUAUUCUUUGAAGUUACUAAGGAAGUUGACUUUACGUCGAGCCCAGAUCAAGAUGUCAAUGAAUUGAUUGAGCUAUUGGAAGCAGCUUUGCAAAGAAUUCUCGGACCAGCUAUUGCGCUUUGUCCAGAUGCCGAAGCCCAAGUACUAUCGCGGAUUCAAGACCAAGCAUUUCUGUCUAUUGGUAUCUUUGGCGCACCUAGUGGCCUCCGAGGUGGCAAUGGCCGCCGAAGUCUCCAAGAAAGAGAUGAAAGCGAGUUUGUUGUCCGAAAUGUUGAUAUGAACUCAAAACUCGAGGAUACCAGUACCUGUAACACCACCCCUGGUGCUGGAGAGGAGUGUAUUGUGGUGUCGACGCUUGUCACUUUAUUCCUAGGAGGCGAUGAAGAAACACAAACCCUACUUGACCGUGUCCAAGAAGCCUUCAAUGCAGGAUUAAGUCUUGAGAACCUUGGCUUGGCUGAGCCCUUCACAGACAUUCGACUCCGUGGCGUUUCUCCAACGGAUGGGUCUGAAGCUCCUUCACUUACACCAAGCUUGGCUCCUUCGGGAGUUCCAUCGUCUUCUUCUGCUCCAAGUAUUACCGCUACCCCGGUGCCAACAGUACUUGGUGCUCCUAGUGUACCAACACCAGGAGGACCAGGAGGACCAGGACAACCUACGCCGGAUGGAGGAAAGGGGAAUGCAGCAGCAAAGCGACAAGCCUUGGUGAAACCUGCUCUUGCUACAAUUGGAAAUUUGAACAAACUGAAUCAGAACGCGCUUGAGUGGAUCCUGAAUGAGGAUUGGUGGCUGCCAGAUGCUCCACUCGCUGCAAGCUCAGAAGUCUGGGUCCAUCGGUACGUCAUGCGGGUUGUCUAUCAAGAGACGGGCGGUAAUAACUGGCUAAAAAGAGAUGGCUGGUUGGGAGGAUCCUCAAUUUGCCGAGGGUGGUAUGGCAUCGCAUGUGUCAACAGAGACACUAAUCUUAUUACUGGAUUGAAUCUAGACGGAAACCAGCUAAACGGACGAAUUCCCACAGAGUUGGGGCUGCUAAAGCCGCUUCGGGACCUCAGUCUUGCAACAAAUUAUCUUAAUGGCGCUAUUCCAAGUGAGAUUGGAAAGCUGACAAGCUUGAGGACUAUGAACUUUGUGGAAACAAAUCUACAAGGCCCUAUUCCGAAUGAAGUCGCAGAGUUGCAAGCGGUAAAGCAAGUCAGUUUUUCCAAUUGA